AUGGCUUCUUCCCAUGUCCCCGUAUGGCUCGACUGCGAUCCUGGCCAUGAUGACGCCUUUGCAAUCCUCCUUGCAGCCUACCAUCCCAAUAUCAAGCUCCUGGGAAUAACCAGCGUCUUCGGGAAUGCCUCCAUCGAAAACACCACCCAUAACGCAGCAGCCCUCCUUACAGCGAUGGGAAAGCACAACGACAUCCCUCUGUACAUUGGAGAGCGGAAACCCCUCGAUCGGCCAGCGCUGCACGCUCCCACCGAGAUCCACGGCGCCAGCGGCCUAGAUGGUACAGACCUUCUUCCAACCCCAUUAUGCGCACCCUCCUCCGAGCCCGGUGUAGACGCCAUGGCGGCGGCUCUUAAAGCACAGCCCCCAGGGACCGCCUGGGUCGUUGCCACAGGCGCCUUGACCAACGUCGGGGCUCUGUUCAGGAAAUACCCGGACCUCGUGGCACACGUCAAGGGCUUGAGUCUUAUGGGCGGAGCAAUCGGGGCCGGGUUCUCAGAUGCACCUCUUGGGAAAUCUAACGUGCAGCAGCAGGACUGUGCCGGGAACUGGACGCGGUGGGCUGAGUUUAAUAUUCUGGUUGAUCCUGAAGCCGCGGCGGAUAUAUUCCAUAACAAGGAGAUCGCUAAGAAGACCAUCAUUGCGCCGCUGGAUCUGACGCAUCAAGUCCGAGCCACGUCGGAAGUCAAGGAUCUGUUGCUUUUUGAUAAAGGUGGUGCAAAUGGUCAGGCUGGGAUGUCGACAUUGAGGAGGAUGCUCGUUGAGUUGCUCUAUUUCUUCUCGAAAACUUAUGCGGAUGUCUUUGGCAUUACCGACGGCCCGCCGCUGCAUGAUCCUAUAGCUGUGGCUGCUGUCCUGGCUGAUAUUCCGGGGGGUAUUCCGUUCUUCCAGUGGGAUGCUACGAGGAGCCAGGGUCCACAACAUCGCGAGCGAUUUGAAGUCACUGUCAUCACACAUGGUCGCUUUGAGGAAGCUGAGCAGAAACAGACGGGAAGGACCAUUGCCAAAAAGUGUCCCAUUGGCGAAGAGGGCGUGACGAUUCCAAGAGGGUUGGAUGUGCCUAAGUUCUGGACUGCAAUCGAGGACUGUCUUGAAAGAGCCGAUGAAGCGAACAAAGCCUUCGAGAGCCGAGAGCGAGCAAGAUUCUGA
Molecule: messenger RNA, 1149 nt
Organism: Aspergillus puulaauensis
Lineage: Eukaryota; Fungi; Ascomycota; Eurotiomycetes; Eurotiales; Aspergillaceae
Product: nucleoside hydrolase
Exons: 4
Coding region: 1-1149 (382 amino acids)
Biological process (GO): purine nucleoside catabolic process
Cellular component (GO): cytosol
Molecular function (GO): purine nucleosidase activity
Source: RefSeq, a predicted model, not a curated record